AUGAUUAUUAUUCUAGAGAAUUUUCCAUGCAUUGUAAUGCAACUUCAAAACAGUUUAAAUUUAAAUUUAUUGUUCCAAAGAACAUUAAAACUGGUAAUGUUAGCACAAUUUCAUUUGAUUCUUUGGGAAGUAAUAGUUAUACAAAAGUUUUGCAUUACCUUCUGCAUAUCAGUUAAGAGUUGCUUAAUCAAAAAAUCAUUGGGCUUUAUGGUAAAAAGAAAAUUAUGGAAUUUAUUAGAAAUUAAAUUAAAAAUGAAUAUAUUGAAAAAAGCUUUUUUUAGAGAUGCAAGUUUAAUUAUUUUACUAUACGAAAAGAAAAAAGAACAGCUACACAUGUUUGAUUUAGUAGAAUGUGCACACUAUUUAGAUAAUACAGAAGCAUUGGAGUAUUUCCUAUCAAUGAAUGUACAAACAUUUUUACCAAACUACACAAUUAAUAAAAAAAUAAAUAUCAUAGAACCAUAUAAUAUCAAUAUCAAUAAUAUCAAUAACAAUAAUAACACCAAAACAGAUUCAUCAUCAUCAUCAUCAUUCAGUUUAAACAAUAGUAAUAAUAAUAAUUAUACAACAACAGUAGCAUUAGCAUUCCGUUUAAAAAAUAGUUAUAGUAACAAUAAUACAACAACAGCAGCACCAGAACCUACAACAUUCAGUUUAAAAAAUAGUAAUAGUAACUAUAAUUUAAAUAGUAGUAUUAGUGAAUAUAUCAAUCUAAAUAAUAACAGUACCAGUUUGGCCCGAAGCGCAAGUUGUAGUAGUAUAAGCAGUUGUAAUAGUAAUGAUAGCAAUGGGAGUAGCAGUAGUAGUGGUUGCAACAAUAAAAACAAGACAUUAGAUAAGUUUCAUUCAAACAGAGCUGACCACCCAAAGAUUACCUAUGAAGUUAUAAAGAAAUGUCUCGAGUAUUCAAAUAUUAAAGAUAUAGAAAAACUAUUUAGAGCAAUCAGUACAUAUUCUGCAGGUAUACCAUUCAAUAAACUCUCAAUCAGUUUUAUAUGGAAGAAAGGAUUAAUAUGUCAUUCAGUUACAGAAAGAAUAGAUAAAGAACGUAUUGAAAAAGAAAUAAACUAUAAUUUUAAAUAA
Molecule: messenger RNA, 1083 nt
Organism: Dictyostelium purpureum
Lineage: Eukaryota; Evosea; Eumycetozoa; Dictyosteliales; Dictyosteliaceae
Exons: 6
Coding region: 1-1083 (360 amino acids)
Source: RefSeq, a predicted model, not a curated record